UGACGGCGCACUUCCUGCCUCAGCCGGGCCGAGCCGAGCCGAGCCGAGCGGGCCGAGCGGGCCGGCGGACAAGCCCAGAGCCUGCGCCUUCUCGUCUCGACCUCUGAUUGUCGAACCUGCGGGAGACGCUUCGGUCACGGCGGGCUUCCAGCCCCACUGACAAAUGCUGAGGGGGCAGAGUGAACAGACCAAUAUAACUCCUCAACCACUAGAAUUCUGAGGAUAUAUUUUAUCUAAAACAGCAAGGACGGCGAUAAAGCUGCACAGAUAGCUGUGGGUUGUACCAUGCUUUCCAAUUUAUUAAGCAUCACACCUGAAUUGGUGUCUUAUUACUAUGUCCGGUGUUGGAGCCGAUGUACAUCAGCCAUUGCUAGGAGUGUAAAGAUCCAUAAAUUUCUGCAGAGGAAUUUGGGUACAGCAGCAUCCUCGUUCGCAAGGACAGAACAGGUCUUCACCAGGGCUGCUAACUUUGCAGACAGACUGGCUAUUGUGGAUGAUCGUGGACGUUACACAUACAGGGAUCUAUAUAGGUGCAGUCAGGCCCUUUCAAGGGAGAUUCAGAGUGCCUUGGGUUGUUUUGAUGGUGAUAUUCGGGAGCAGAGAAUUUCAAUCCUGUGUCCAAACGAUGUAUCUUUUGUGAUUGCGCAGUGGGCUUCCUGGAUGAGUGGUGGUGUUGCAGUACCACUCAGUCAUAAGCACCCAGCUUCUCAGCUGGAGUAUGUUGUCCAUGACUCUCAAAGCACUUUAAUCAUCGUGGAGGAGAACUACAUCAAAUGGGUUACACCAGUUGCUAACAAACUGCAGGUGAAAUGCCUUCCAUUGUAUAAGUCCCACCGAAUGGUCCCUGACACCAUGCAACCGGACCAAUGUGCUGGCACUCCAGUGGCAGAUGCUACCUAUGUUGUGACAGACUGGAGAGGUAGAGGAGCCAUGAUCUUGUACACCAGUGGAACAACAGGACAGCCCAAAGGAGUCCUCACCACCCAUGGCAUCUUGCAGAGUCAGAUAACCUCGCUGGUGAAGCAGUGGGAAUGGAGCAAAGAUGAUGUUAUCCUGCAUGUAUUACCUCUAAACCAUCUACAUGGAAUCCUUAAUAAACUACUGUGUCCACUCUGGGUCGGUGCUGCCUGUGUGAUGCUGCCAGAAUUCAAUGCUCAGCGGGUUUGGGAGUACCUGCUGAAAACUAAUGGUACAGGAGCUCCACGCAUCAACGUGUUCAUGGCAGUACCCACCAUCUAUGCCAAACUCAUUGAAUACCACGCCAAGAAUUUCACUCAGAGCCAUGUGAGGGAUUUCAUUCACAGCAUAUGCCAGAGCAACAUUAGAUUAAUGGUGUCAGGAUCUGCUGCUCUUCCACAGCCUAUCUUGGAGAAGUGGAAAGAAAUCACUGGCCACAUGUUACUGGAGCGCUAUGGAAUGACAGAGAUAGGAAUGGCUCUGUCAAACCCUUUACAUGGGGCCCGUGUGCCAGGGGCUGUUGGGAACCCACUGCCAGGAGUGGAGGUGCAAAUUGCAAAAGAAAACUCCACAAGGAACCACUCCUCUUACACUGUCAUUGCUGAGGGUGACAGUACAGGCACUAAGGUGAAACCUGGAUUCGAAGGCAAGGAUGGAGAGCUGCUAGUUAAAGGACCAUCACUAUUCCGAGAAUAUUGGAACAAGACAAAAGAAACCGCAGAAUCAUUUACAUCAGACGGCUGGUUCAAGACAGGGGACACUGUGUGCUACAGAGACGGUGUUUACUGGGUUCUGGGUCGAACCUCAGUGGACAUCAUAAAGAGUGGAGGAUACAAGAUCAGUGCACUGGAUGUUGAGCGCCACCUCUUGGGCCAUCCUCAUAUUGCAGAUGUGGCAGUCAUUGGUGCCUCUGACCUGACAUGGGGGCAGAAGGUGGUGUCUGUUGUCCAGUUACACCAGGGUUGUGUCCUCUCCCUGAAGGAGUUGCGAGAAUGGGCCCGGGACCACAUGGCCUCUUACAGCAUCCCUUCGGAGCUGAUCCUUGUGGAGCAGAUUCCUCGCAACCACAUGGGCAAGGUGAACAAGAAGGAGCUGCUGAAGCAGUUCUUCCCCCCUUCUGGGGGUCAAUAGAAUCAACUGGCACAGCAUGGACCCUUCGCUCCUGUUCCCACAGCGUGCAGACGGCACAGAUUCGUGUUAUACUGAACCGACCAGUGUCAGGGCUAGAGGUUAUUUCCUGGAAGUGGACGAGUGAUCGGACUGCCUGUAUCUGACCAUGUGUGCCCAUCCAUGCCUGAUUAUGUUCGCCUGUGUCUGCCCUUCUCAGCCUGUGUGUGCUAGAGGAGGUAGUGUUAGCUACUCUGUGGCGCAGGAAGUGGCAUUGGAUUCCAUGUUCCAGGGCUGAUUAUAUUCCAAGGAUGGGGAUGAGACAUUUGUCAGUAAAGGAAGUAUCUGAAAUUUCA
Hypanus sabinus (Atlantic stingray) is the source of this 2420-nucleotide messenger RNA. It is a transcript of the gene acsf3, whose product is annotated as acyl-CoA synthetase family member 3. The record is from RefSeq and is a predicted model, not a curated record. Lineage: Eukaryota; Metazoa; Chordata; Chondrichthyes; Myliobatiformes; Dasyatidae. Gene Ontology annotation, molecular function: medium-chain fatty acid-CoA ligase activity. Gene Ontology annotation, biological process: fatty acid metabolic process. The transcript is spliced from 9 exons. Bases 286 to 2088 code for a protein of 600 amino acids.